AUGGCGUCCUCAAGAACAGAGCUCAUCGAAGUUCAACCCAACGUUAAGAUUAACGCCGUUAUCUCCGAGCCGCCAGGGCUCCCUAUCCAGCACGAACUACCCAGCGUAGUGUUCCUCCACUUCUGGGGUGGUUCGGCCAGCACCUGGUCGCUCGUCACGCCUCUCGUUUCCACACACUAUCCGAGUGUUGCGCUCGACUUUCGUGGCUGGGGCAGCUCCACAGGGCCCGCCGACCCAAAUGCGUACUCCAUUGAAGCGCUAGCCAGGGACGUCGAGGCUGUCAUCGCGGCGCUGAACCUCCACAAGGUUGUCCUCGUGGGCAUGUCAAUGGGUGCCAAAGUUGCUCAGCUUGUGGCGGCCCGGCUAUGCUCUCGUGCUAGCAAAGGCGACCAAGCAACCGUCUUGCUCGGAGUCGUCCUUGUUAGCCCAGCACCGCCGACGCCGCUAGUACUCCCGCCUGAGAUGCGCAAGCAGCAGCUCCGUGCAUACGAUGACCCGGACUCAGCGAUGUUCGUAGCCAGAAACGUCUUAACGGCAACAUUUCGAUCACGCGACCUGCCCAAUUUCGUCGUCGGGGAUAUGUUGCAGGGGAAUAAGUGGGCGCGGGAGGCGUGGCCUGCGUACGCGAUGGCAGAGGACGUGUCUGAGGCUGCUGCAAAGAUAGCGGUCCCUGUACUGGUGCUAGCGGCCGAGGAAGACAUCGUGGAGCCUCUUGAGAGGGUGCAGAGGGAGGUGUGCGCGCGCAUUCCGGAGGCGAAGGUUGCGGUCCUCGCUGAGACGGGCCAUCUCUCGCCGCUUGACGCUCCAGAUGUUGUAACGGAGCAUCUGUUAGAAUUCCUGGAUGGGUUAUAA
Trematosphaeria pertusa is the source of this 852-nucleotide messenger RNA. RefSeq names its product alpha/beta-hydrolase. The record is from RefSeq and is a predicted model, not a curated record. The transcript has a single exon. Lineage: Eukaryota; Fungi; Ascomycota; Dothideomycetes; Pleosporales; Trematosphaeriaceae. Bases 1 to 852 code for a protein of 283 amino acids. Gene Ontology annotation, molecular function: catalytic activity.